GUUCGGCGUCGGUGGCGUCUAUAUUAAGAUCGCCUUCGACCGGCCUCGGCGCGCCAAGAUGCUCGCGCGCACACAGACCCGCCUCUCAACAAAAACCAAACGUAGUACAUAUUAUAUUUUUUCUCGAAUUCGAAUAUUCCCAACGUAAAACGAAAUUUAACUGUGAUUUGUGAUAACUUCUGUAGUAAAAAGAUAUUGAUAUAAUGUCUGUGAAGUGAAAUCGAAGUGUAAUUUCUUUUGAAAAGUGAAGACGGCUUAGCAAAAUGAAGUUCACAAUAGACGUAUUGGGCAUAUUUCUAAAAGUAGUAGUUAGGGUAAACAAAGUAACCUUCGCCCCCCUAGUGGUAUCAACCCUCUUCAUCCUCCUAACGUCGCUGCUGGCGCAUUGCGCGCGACGCCUGGUGCAGAAGCUAGUCAAGGAAUCAUUUAUUCGCGUACUGUUAGAAGAGGCCAUAGCUGCUGCGGAAUUAUGCGGCUGUUGCUUUGAACUUAUUAUUGUUGCAGAUAACUUUGGCGUGGGCACGUACGCCAUUUUCUUGUUCGCGCUCACGAUCUGGUGGUCGCUCAACUGGGGGGAGGCCACGGCUUGUCCGUACACCCAUAUUGAAGAUAUCAUUGAAGGCAAAGGCGAUGUCCGCAAAGCCUUGCUGAAGACCUGGGCGGAGCUUGCCGGAGGCCUGCUCGUGUUCAAGUACGUCCAGAUGUACUGGGCCCUGGAGAUUUCCGAGACACACAAGGACAAGGCGUUUGAGGACUGCAAGGCUGAUUUGCAGGUGCCAGUUCUAUAUGGCGCCGCUGUGGAAGGCAUAGCGACAUGCCUCUGUCGCCUCGCCUCGAAAAGUCUGGGAGACCUCAACCCUCGCUUCGCGACCGCCAUUGACUCCUUCAUUGGAACCUCUCUAGUCGUUGCCGGAGUCCUCAAUAGGCACACGGUAUUCGUCUACCGCUAUCAGGACAAUUUUAGUGCCAAUGACGACCUAAGCGUGUCCAUCUUUUGCAAAGUGCAUUUAGGAAAAGCAUUCGAAUAUUCCGGUGGCUACUUCAAUCCAGUCCUGGCGACGUCUCUGAAGGCCGGCUGUGAUGGACACACUCUUCUAGAACAUGCUGUGGUCUACUGGAUCGGCGCCUGCGCUGGCUCCAUCCUCUCAGUCUACGUGUACAAGCUGCCGGCUAUCCAGAAGUACCUUGCCCCUAGCAAUACUGCGGCCAAUGGUGACAGUAUUUGGGAUAACAAGGAGGAUUAAUUCUAGGGCUGAUUUGACUAAGAGUAAGGAUUUAAUUCAAGAAAUACCGUUAAAACUGUGUUUUAGGGUCAUACAUAUUUCAAAUUAAAGUUGUUACUUAAUAGUGAGCAAACCCUUGUAUUUCCUUAUACAAGUUAAGCGACACAAAUAUAGUUUUAUGCGGAUAAGUAGGUAUUCAAUAAGGGUUUUAGCUCUCAACUUGGGUUAGCAAUAUGCCAAAAAAAAGGAUAUGCAAAGUUCCUAUGACAUGGUCUCGGCAUUUUUUUCUGCACGUUUAUUGCCAAAGCUUCGUACAGUUAAACACUGAUUUAAACUUUCACGAUUUCUACACAUUAUUAAAUUGUAAAACGGGACUUAUAAUCGCGUAUUUAAGUUUCAACAUUUUACCUCCGACGAUAAGAAAGGGAAACCUAGUUGCUAUGUCUUGCUUGGAAUAAAUUCUACUCUUGGUUAAACAAACAUUACCUGCUAAAACCUAUUAUUGGUGUAACAUUUAUAUAUAUUUUUUUCACAUAAUGUAAUGUGCUAACACCAAGCAGAUUCAUAAAUAAAUAUUAAAAAAAAUGUGAAACAUUGCAUUAUGGUAAAAUAGUUAUUUACGAUACAAGUGCGGAAAAGAGGAAAUUCGAAACGAGUGGCGAUAAAUUAAAACACGACCGCAGAAAGUGUUUUAAAUCGACACAAGUUGCGAAUUACCUUUUCACACGUGUAUCGUACAACGUUUCACAGUACAUAUGGCCCUUUAAACUUUCGACAUAUGCACGAAAAGUGCUCAUUCCCGCACUAGUGCGAAAAAAUAGCACCAUAUGUACUGUAAAAUGAAUUUUCUUCACCAGUAGGCGAUAAUUGAUGCUAGUCACUACGGGGUCAGUGUUUUGAGUUAAACAAUGGUUAUUGAUAUGAGCCAGUUAAUUAAAUUAUGAUUUUAACGCAAAAAUAAUAAUAAUAAAUUGACACAUAAUCUUGAUAUGACAAAUAACCUUUAAAAUCCGUACGAAACAAUAAUUCGCAGCAACGUUUAAAACAAUAUUUGACAUAUUUUAAAACCUGAUAUACCCCUAGAUUUUAUAAUUUUAUAUCCAACUAUUAUAGUAGCCCUUCCAAAAAUAUAAUAAGUGCUACGUACUCCCGUUGUAAAUAAAAAUGUUUGUUAAU
Cydia strobilella is the source of this 2399-nucleotide messenger RNA. It is a transcript of the gene AQP, whose product is annotated as aquaporin-11. The transcript is spliced from 8 exons. Lineage: Eukaryota; Metazoa; Arthropoda; Insecta; Lepidoptera; Tortricidae. The record is from RefSeq and is a predicted model, not a curated record. Gene Ontology annotation, molecular function: channel activity. Bases 264 to 1244 code for a protein of 326 amino acids. Gene Ontology annotation, cellular component: cytoplasm.